UACGCGCGGUGGCUGCCAGCGGAGGUGUCAGCCAAGACGAAAGAAGGGCGGAAGGAGGCUGCCGGGUCCAUCCUCACGGUUACACAUUUAUUUUGCCCAGAAUGCGCCCAUAGUCUGUCGACAUUUAUAUUUUGGAAAGUGCGGAUUAAAAACGUAAAGAAGCUUCUUUUUUCUGGAAGGAUUUUACUGUUUUUCUCGUGGGGAAAAAAAAUGAUUGCAUUGCUGACUGUGACGCUCCUGACCAAAUGCGUUCUGUCAUUGCCGGUGACUCCAAGUGUGCUGGAGAAUGACGACGACGUCAAGGUGAUGAAAUGCGUCGUGGAGGCGCUGGCUGACGUGCUGGCCAGGCCACGCCCCCUACCUGUCAGCCAGAAAUGUCUGCAGACGUUGAGGACAGACGAGCGCCUGCUUUCGCUCCUUCGCCAUUACGACUUCCUCAAGGAGCUGCAGGACAUCGCCACCCUGGGUGGCAAAGAGGGAGCCCGGCCACAAGGGGGCGCCAUUGCACCUGAUCACGUGAAGCAAGCUCCUCUGAGUUCAGAAGGAGACAUCCCAGAUCGAUCCAUGCUGGACGCUUUGGGAGGACCUGGCGAGCGGUCCACCCUGUACCAGAAGAGCAGGACGAGCGGUGAGGAGGAGGAGGAGGAGGAGGAGCAGAAAAAAGCAUCAGGAUCUGAAGAAAAGACGGCCACGGAGUUUCACGCUGAAGAUGAAGAGGAGGACAAGAGAUCUGCCGUCUUCUCACAGCGCUCCCGGGAGGACGAGAGUGAAGAGGAGGAGAACGAGGACGAGAUGAAGAGGAGCAGGAAGAAAUCAUUGGGCGCAGGCGAGGAAGAGCAGAAGGAACCCCAUCACUCCAAGGAGGCGGCGGAGGAAGAGGAGGUGACAAAGAGGAAGGAGAAACUGAAGGAGGAGAGGACUCCAGAGGAGAAGGAGCUGCAGAUGAUGGCUCGAAGGGGACCAGAGGAAGAGGGCAGCGCUGGACGGAAGACUGAGCAGGAUGCUGAGGUUGAAGGCCUCUCCGCCAUCGAGUCAGAGCUGGAAGACGUGGCUCAGAAGCUCCACGAGCUACGACGAGGCUGAGACGCGGCAACGUUCUCCAACGCUCCCCUGGUCGUCGUCGUCGUCUUCUUCCCGAAGGUAGAGAGCGCUCGUCCGUGUGAGCGCACAUCGCCACCUACAGCCUCUCCUGUCACACUGAGCCUCACACUGUUGACCUCAUUUCCUUUGUCACUCAUCUCGUGUGUUUGAAUGGAUGUAUGACGGAUGUACAGAGAACAUUUUCUAUCCAUUUUAAAGGCACUGACUGAAAAACUGUAAUCAUUUGAGCGCCUGUGAACUCCAAUCAGUUCUUGCGUCAAAGCGAUUUAAUGCAAUAAAAUCAACUUGCUUUCAACACGUUGACGCUGUCUGUUUGAAUGGAGGUUGUUGGCAGUUAAAAAUACAAAAUAAAUACACAAAAUAACAGAAGAAUGACAGAACACACUGUAUUUUUGAUCACUUAUAACAGUUUAAUUAGCUGUUAAAGACAUGCUCUACAUUUCCAUCCCAGCUUCUGGCUGAAGCAAAGCAAAUUUUGAAGUCUUGUUUGUCAAAGUCAUGUUACUUGAGGCAGAGAUGUGUGUGGGUUCUUUUGAGUGGAGCGUCCCGUCCAUCCCUCAGCAGCUGGUGGCCAUGCCGGUGAUGAUGGACAGGAAGGUGCCGGUAGCAAAGCUGGGGUUGAGCAGGAGCUGCUCCAGCAUCUCUCUGCCUUUCUCUCUGUUGGUCACGGAACACAUGGCGCUACGCCAGACGCGCACCAGGGUCCCACCUGUCAACACAACCUCCUACGUGUCAGUGCUCGUAUUUACAAUACAGUACUUGCAUUACUCCUUUAAUGUCAGUAAAUCUGCUGUAAAAUGGCACAGAAACACUUGUAUCCUCAAAUAAUGUCCCCCGCUCAAUAAGACUCCAUGUCCUAAAUAAGCCCCCCCACCAACACAAGCCUCCAUCCUCCACUAGAUGGCAGUAUUUGCCUUUACUGUGAUAGACAGCUUUAAUAUUUUCUUCCAUGUGUAGUAGCAGUCGUGAUGCCUUUUAAUGAAAACAUUUAUUGAUAUAUAUGUAAUAAUGUUGACAGAAUGUUUUGCAGUAUAUUGGUUUCUGCUGCUUUUCUUCAAUGAUGUAACUUCCAGCAUGUUUUUUGACUUUUGUUGUUGUAUUUGUGUUAUUAUUAUUAUUACUGAGUAGAAAUGUACAUAAGUAGUGCAGAGAAUGUAAUGUGUUUAUUAGAACAUAAGAGAAUGAAUGUCUUAUAGUAAUAAUUACAUAUAAUAUGGUUUGAGGGUUUUUUGUUCGCACAAAUAAGAAUAGUCACUGUGUUGUCAUUAUUUUCAGAACGUACACGAGAAAUGUUCAUGCAUUUACUCUGGCCAGUCCAUUGAUAUAACACUUCUAAAAUGUAUAAAAUAUAUGCAAUGUUCAAAUCUAUGUAAAAAAAAUACAUA
Messenger RNA from Dunckerocampus dactyliophorus (ringed pipefish), 2486 nucleotides. RefSeq names its product chromogranin A (gene chga). Gene Ontology annotation, biological process: negative regulation of insulin secretion; defense response to bacterium; negative regulation of catecholamine secretion. Gene Ontology annotation, cellular component: chromaffin granule. The transcript is spliced from 8 exons. The coding region runs from base 211 to 1083 and encodes 290 amino acids. The record is from RefSeq and is a predicted model, not a curated record. NCBI's taxonomy places the organism in Eukaryota, Metazoa, Chordata, Actinopteri, Syngnathiformes, Syngnathidae.